AUGGGUGUAGUAGAAGCAUUAUCCGAAGCAACUAGUGCGAGCGAAGAUGCACUCCGUCUGCUCCUUUCGGUUCUUGCAGGUGAAAGGAUGUACGUAUUAAAGACAUAAACAGGAUGUUUCAGGCUAUCCGUUGGCAGUACUCCAUAGAACGUUUUUUUACAACAAGCCUCAGAACGUCCAGCACGUCUUUUUCGUUGCUGUGGGAAUUUCCCUAUGGUAUUUCAACUGCGGUACCGCCGUUGUACAUGCUCUACUUUCCAUCGGAGCUGCAUACUUUAUUACCAACUUCAUGACUGGAACGGAUGCAUCUGUUUAUGCUGCCCAUGCUUGUUUUUUGGGACAUCUCCUUGUCGGUUAUUGGCAUUCAGAAACCGAUUCCUAUGAUAUUACGUGGACGACUCCAUUCUGCAUCUUGACUCUGCGGUUUAUCGGACUCGUUAUGGACGUAUAUGACGGAUCUCAAAAACCGGAAAACUUGAAGCCUGACCAAAAAUUCACAGCUAUCAUCGACAAACCUGGACUUCUCGAGAUAGCUGCAUUUGGCCUUUUCUUCCAAGGAACUCUCGUCGGCCCACAGUUCACCCUCUCCAAGUUUCGUUCUUUCGUGAACGGUGACUGGCUGGAAAACGGAGAGCCACCAAAAUCAGCGUAUAAGCAAAUACGUUUUUAACAUCGAUAAAGUGUAAUUUCAGUUUCCUCCCAUCAAUUGGUCGCUUCCUUGCUGGGUGUACGUACAUGGUCCUUCAUCAAUGGGGACAGUUCUGGAUUCCUGAUACAUUUUUCAAUUCCGACUCUUUCUUCAAUAUGUCGUUCUUUUGGCGAUGGACAUGGGUCACGCUCUGGUUCCGUCUGACAAUGUACAAAUAUUGUGCUAUGUGGUUGAUGACUGAGGGUGCUUCCAUUCUUUCUGGUCUUGGACACAAUGGGAAAGACGAGAACGGAAACAAUAAGUAAUUAAAUUUUUUCGCUUGAAGUAUUACAGUAAUUAAUGUUUCAGAUGGGAUGGCGUCCGCGAUUUGCAUAUCAUAAAAUGGGAGACAGGGCAUGAUUACAAUUCGGUUGUGGAAUCUUUCAACUGCGGCACAAACACUUUUGCAAAGAAGUGAGAUGUUUUUUCUACUAACUUUUAACAUGUUUUUUUUUCAGUCAUAUUCACCGUCGUCUUCGGUGGGUAAAUAACAAGCUAGCAUCGCACGUCAUUACACUGAGCUACUUGGCAAUUUGGCAUGGAUACCAUCUGGGAUAUUUCCUUUUGUUCGGAAUUGAGCUUGGAUGCGUUCAAGCUCAGAACCAGCUCUAUUCAUUGAUUAAACGUACUCCAAAAUGGUCGGAAGCUAUCAAUCGACCAGUUGCGCGUCCUUUUAUCUGGCUGUUCGGAAAGAUCACAAUUUCAUACUCGAUGGGAUUCGCUUUUCUCAUGUUCGGACUUAUCAAGACGAAAUAUUGGAUUGGAGUAACCAAAACCGCUUGAAUCUCAGACUUCAAAACUCAUUUUCAGCCGGUCAGAUCGCUGUAUUUCGUUGGCUUCUUCAUUUACUUUGUCAUCUGGCCUGUUUUGCACAUCGUCUUUCUUCGUGUGCUUCCUCGUAGCAAUGCGACAAAUUCUGAAAAGACCAUACAGAAAAAAGAAUUGUAAUAUUUUGAUGUAUACCAGUUUGUCCAUGUUUUUCUAUUUCAAAAUGUGAUCCUUCAGUCCCAUUUCUUUUCUUUUCGCUAAGAUUAGUACCGCUACGGCUUAUCUUUGACUGGUAAUGAAUCAUAAGUUAUGAUUGACGGAGGUCAGUAUGUGAAGCACUCAUGCUAAUCCUCGAAGAAGUACGAACUUCGAAUGAGCUAGAGAGUGCCUCAGCUGUCGUUCGUAUGGUUCCAGAUAAUCUGAUUUCGGUUGGCAUUUGGAUUUCUUUAUAUAUACGAUCGUUCAUAAGGUUUAAAGGUGUCGUGCUGUACAAAAAAUUUAUAAAUUAUUUUGAAGAAGUUAAAAGUGGGAGAUUCAUGCUACCAAAGUCCCAAAUUCUGAAAAAAUGUCCCCCGAAUUUUGCUGUAUUUUCAAUAAAGCUAAGGAGGCUACCAGUGUUGAGCGGAAUUCCGUCUGCCGUCUUCCGUCUUCCGUGGAUUUUUUGUUCCGCCUUCCGUCUGCAGUCUUCCGGAAAAAAAAUUUUUCUUCCGUCUUCCGUCUGCCGUCUUCUCGGAAAAAUUAUCCUUACCGUAAAAGAGUAAUAGCUUUUUAGAAGCCAUUUACUAGCCCCGAAGAACGCGAAUUUCCACGGGCAAUGACCCAGAUCCAAAAUUUUUGUUGCUUUAGUUAUUUUUAAAAAAACCAGAGAAAAAGGUUCUGCCUUGACGAUUUUUUCGUUCCGUCUUCCGUCUGCCGUCUUUCGGGAAAAGUUUUCUUCCGUCUCCCGUCUGCCGUCUUCCGGGCGAAAAAUUUUCUUCCGUCUGCCGUCUUCCGGAUAUCAAAAUUCCAUUUCCGCUCAACUCUGGAGGCUACGCUGAGCCAGAACUGUCCCGGAUCAAAACUGUUCGAAUCAGAACUGUCCCGAAUCAGAAACCGUAACAACAUCACUUUUUGUUACAAGAAACACCUGCAGGUAGGCUUUGAUACGGGACAGUUCUGAUUCGGGAAAGUUCUGAUACGGGACAGUUCUGGCUCGACGUAGCCUCAUUUUUUGUUUUGGGGUUAUUCAGGGUACGAAGAAAACAAUUUUUCCGCUUUUUCUUUCGUUUUUUUACGUCAAAAAACUCAAUUCAGCGAUGUAAAAAAACGGAAAAAAGACGGAAAACAAACCUACGCUGCAUAAUCCCAUUACCAAAGUCAGCAAGCUCUCCACGAAAUUAAUUGAAAGUGCUGUAUUUAGUUCUUGUAAUUUAGCCCACCCGCCCAAGCAUUCUCCGGCUCUCCCUCAAUGGGUUUCCUUUACCAGCAGUCAGCGGCUACAUGUCGCCGCUCGUUUCGUGUAAGGCCGAGAGAGCACACGCGAGCCACAGCGUGCACAUACUGCGGUCAGCCGGCUCGUUUUGGAAGCUUUUGCUGCAUCUCUUCCCUAUUCAUUCGGUCGCUCCUCUACGUCUUCUUGUUUCACUUUGCAUUCUUCAUUUACUUCUUACGCUACUGGCAUGCCGAAGUUUUGGAAAGUAAUGGUUUUUAAUUUUGUUCAGUUUCAAAGGGGAAAAGAAAGAACCGGAAAAUAGACUUAUCAUCUUCCUAGUGACCAAUAUGAACGAUUGAAUUCUUGAAUAUCCAGAAAUAAGUUUCUGAAAAGAAACACCUCAAUUCAAUUCAUGUUCUCCUGCGCAAACAUAUGCACACAUGAUGGUAAAGGAUAAGGCCAUCAUGUAAAUAAUGAAAUACUCGAGCCCUCAUUUUCUUUAGCUCGCUAAUUAGGCCCCUUCCCUCUCCCCGUCUCUCUUUGCGAAUAUAUCCCGACGAACACAUUUCUGUUGUCUAAAGAUCGCCAAUGGCGUAAUUGAACUGUUGGUCCGUCUGCGUCUAUCCCGCACCAUUCAAUCAAUCUCCCAUCAUUCUUGCACCAUUCAAAUAGUCCUUGGUGUUACGUAGAGAGAUGCGUCUAUCGAUCGUUCAUAACUAUUGAGUUCUAUUUGUAACUGUAGGGUUUUUUUUAUAAGUUUGGAUGUUGUUUCGCGCAAUGGGUAGGACAAACUGGUCUACAUGGAUUUCACACCUGUUCUGUUAAAGCCUAGUUCAAUCUGAAUUGAUUCCCAUCCAUCUAAUAGGAUACCUUACAGGGAAUUGUAAUCUCAACUUUGAGAUUCUCAACAAGUGUUUCAAUAAUUUUACCACUUGCUAUUUGAACAUUUUAGUGCUAGGAAGUGAGAUUUCGUUGUAUGGAAAGGAAUUUAUUCUCCACCAAAAGAAAUUGUCAAUGUCGUCUAUUAUUCUUUUUUGUGGAACGAUUUCGGUCCUUUUCUCACCUUGGACUUACCUAUUAUGAAUGCAUCGUUAACUAUCUGAGAGAAUAAAUGCGAAAGAAUGCGGAUGUGCCCAGUAGACCAGACUUGCAACGGCCGGGCCGGGCUUUAAAAAAAAAUCUACAAGGCCCAGCCCGGCCCGUCGGGCCCGUUCAGCCAGAAAUGUUAUUAAAAAAAAAAACUGUUCGCGAAGACAUCUUUAUCACUCGAAAACGUCUUCUCGCGCUUCUUUCAUCGAAAAUUCCGGAAAAAUCGUGGAACACAUUUUUUGUGACGGGCCGAGCGGGCCGGGCCCUUAUUUUGCAAGUCUGCAGUAGAUCGAUCAAAAACGAAUCUAUAGUAUUUUUUCCCAAAUACUUUGUUGUGUCCAUUCGGUCCCUCGUACUGUUUCUUUAACUAUUACUCACAUCGCCACAGUGUAAAGCUGAAGAAACGUAGAGAAAAACACUCCUCAGAGUUAUGAUUGUUGCCUUAUUUGCAUUUGUGGGAGUGGGAGCAGAAUCUAUAUGGCAGAGCAGGACCAUUUGCGUCUGCACCUAACACUUUUGUUCGCAUCACUUGAUGUUUAAUAUCCAUUUCUUUUUCAUUCGAUGAGGAACGGCAUGAGUGUUGUCAUUGUCGAUGAAGGCUUACUCCGAUUAAGGCAUAUGCUUUUUAUUAGCCUUGUGCCAUCUGUCUCCCAUCUUCGCAGACAUCAUUAUUUGUCCGACGAGGGUGUUCUCCGCAUCUCUCUUUGCAUUUCCUUCUCCCAUUGAUUUAUUAAUCCUCUUUCUCAAAAGUUCACUGACAUGGAUUUUUUAAUGUGGUCUGGUUGGAAUCUCUAUCCUUCUCAUACGUUUUAAAUUAUGCUUGUUCGAAAUAUUUAUAAUAAUUGCAGAAUACGAAAGCUAGACUAAAAGACGCCCAUGCUGAUGAGAGUAUCACCUUUGAAAUUAUAAGCUUUUUCAUAAUCAUGAAGAAACAUCGUGUAUUUUAUCUUUUCCUUCUGAUAUUCUGGAACUUCUGCACGAUAUGCUCACUAUCGUCCUCUUCUGAACAAAUCUUCGAAUUCACUGCCCCACUUUACAAUCUAUCUCUAGAAGAAAAUUCAAUUGAUGCCAAAUAUGCCAGAUCUGAUAACACAACCAAGAUAGGUGUUUAUGUUCCAGAAAAAGACGCGAACUGCAAAUUUCGAAUUGCUGAAGUUACUGUAAGUUUAGAAGACCGAACUUUUUUACAGAGUGAAAGCCGAAUUUCUGAUUUAAAGAACUUUUUGGCUCUGUUCGGAAAUGAGAGGCCGAAACGAAAAUCAGAGGCCGAAGAAAAUAAUCGGAGGCCGAAAAUCAAAUCGGAGGACCAAAUAAAAAAUCGGAGACCGAGUUUCUGUUGCCGUUUUCAUAGUUUCCCAUAAUUUUUCAGUGAUAAUUAGCCAUACUAAUAUCAGGAAGGUUUUUGGGGCCUUGCCGCUAAGUGAAUAUUUAGAAACUAUGCAAUUUUUAGGGUUUUACAUUUUCAAAUCUUGAAUGAAUUGAGAAGUCAUUAAUCAAACUUUAAAGUGAUCAGCCAGCUUAAAGGCAUCUCACCACGCUUAGGGUGUUUAAGGGCCAAUUAAGCGGCCAUGUCGUCCUAAUAAAAAAUUUUGGCAAUUCAGUCAGAAAUCGGAUGAAUAGUUUUGAUGAGAUUUCCUUGUGUACUACUCAGCAGGGUGGUGAGGCCUAAUCUGAAUUGUCUCUUCAUCAUUUGACUCUAAUAAGCUUCUAGAGUAGAACUUGACUACCCAAAUUUCCUGAUGUCACAUUUGGGAAGUUCAUACAAAAAUGUUCAGAAAUAUGUUAACAAACUUCCAGAUCACUGAAGUACUAAAGUUUUGACUACUAAAGUUCGAGUGGUUCAUAUAAAACAGAACAAUUGUGAAAAAUAAGAACAGUUAGCCAGGUGAAUUCGGCCUCUCAUGAGAAUCUAAAAUGCAUUUUAGAUUCGGCCUCCGAUUUUAAAUGUGGGCCUCCGAUAAUAUUUUUGGCCUCCGAUUUUUUUGUUCGGCUUCCGAUUUCCGAACAGAGCCAACUUUUUUACAGUGAAAGCCGAAUUCCUGAUUUAAAGUCUCAUUUUGAAUGCCGCGUCCAAAGUUUAAAAAAAAACCCGGAAAUCCCGUGGAUUUUGUUGUCCAAAUUUGGCAAGGUCGGCCGAAAUUGAACUGAACGAAUGUGACUGUACACCAUAAAACUACGGUAUUUUUUGAAAGGAGAUUUCGGCCGACUUUGGACAGUAAAAUCCGCGGGAUUUUCUGGUUUUUCUUUAAACUUUGGUCGCGGUAUUAAAAACAUUUGUUCCAGGGUGAAAAGUCUUCAAUCUUCAAAGCACAUGCCCGACAAGUAGGAAAUUUUGUGUUCCUCCGUAUCCGAUACAAGGGCGACAAUCCUUUAAAUCGAGAGUUAAAAGUACGUUUAUUUCAUUUCUAUCAACAAAAUAAUAAAUUUCUUAAGGAUUUCUAUGACAUUCUUGUCAAAGCUACUUGCAAAAGGAGAGAUCUAUCAAAUCUGGAAACCACCGCCCGAUUGCAUCUGAGAGUAAACGAUCGGAAUGAUGCUAGCCCUGUCUUCCUCCUAGACGGAGAAGGUUACGAAGCAGAAAUUGACGACGAUGUAAUUCCGAUGUUAUGCUUAAUCUCCAACUGUUCAUUUUUCAGAUUGAACCAUUCUCUGACGUUUUGAGGGUGGAAGCUUCUGAUGCUGACAUUGGCAUAAACUCUGCCAUCUAUUUCUCGUUGGUUAAUCGAUCGCAUGACUUUUUUGUAGAACCUGUAACGGGAUGGAUCCGAACCCUUAGACAUGUGAAGAGCGGGGAAUACUUUCUGAAAGUCAAAGCUGAGGACAGAGCAUCUCGAUUGUAUUAUUUUGACGAAAACGAGAUACAGCCGUCGUGGACUGCCGAUGUUCAGGUUUUUAUUGUUGUUAAAGAGCUAUUCCUAUCAAUGUCAUUUAUAGAUAAAAGUUUGUGAAACGAAACCACAACGCACGAAAGUAUCCGUUGACCGAAGGAAAGUCAAUCCCAACAGUAUUCGUCGACAAUUGGUGGCAAUCAUCAAUCUGAAACAUGGUACUCCGAACACUACAGUGGGAUUCAAGGAAAACCAGAUGAGUAAUUGGUUUGAAGUGGAGUUUGAAGAAAAGAAAUGGAUGUUAUACACUGUAAGAUUGAAUGAGUAAUGAAUCCAAUUAACUUUUCUUAUCGUUGCAGAAAAACGGAACUAGAAUACCUACGAACAUGAAUGUGUCUUUGAACAUUGGCGAAGACUCUGCUCGUUCCUCGGCAAGCAAGAAGCAUACUUCUAUAAACUCGACCGUUAUUUUUCAAAUUGAAUAUUCAACGCAGCAUUCACUAUCAUUCUUGGAAAAUAGCAAUGUUUCUAUCAAAACGGACGAAAUGGCACCUAUUGGCCGAAUUCUCGGACGGUUCCCGAUUUCAGUCGAAGAUCCUAACGACAUUAGGCUGGUUCGAUACUUUAUCAGUCGAGAAAAUGGAACUAUGAAAGGAACGCUGCCGUUCGAAAUUGGAGGUCGAAGCGGCAUACUGCGAGUUUCAUCAAUAUUAAGUAGUACUACUGAGCGAAUCUACAAAUUCAGCAUUGUAGCGGCUUUGAUUGGGUUGUCAGCGGAAAAUGCGACCCUACCCGUUUCAAUUCAUUUAACUGACGGAAAUAGCCAUGCUCCUGUUUGGGCAGCUAAAUGGAUGAGACAAGGACCUAUUGCCAUAUCUUCAAACAAAAAUGUCGGAGACGCCUUGUUGACAGUAAGCGCAGCAGACCAAGAUGAGGGAGAGAAUGGCAGAGUUGUCUACAAAAUCAGCAGUGAAAAGUCGAGAUUGCCCAUUUCAAUUAAUGCAAAUAGUGGAGAAAUUUCCCUCAAAGAAUGGCCUCUAUUAGGAUCGGAUCAAAGUUGGCCGGUCACCAUCUGGGCUGUGGACUGUGGGCUGCCCAUGUCAAGAAUGUCUUCUCUCAGCCUUGUCUUCUACAAAAACGGAACAAAGACUCCUAGUAAACCAAAGCCAAUCAUCGUGCAAGAGACGGAAAACAAGAAAAGUCCCAUUUUCAGUUCAUUCCCAGAGAUCAUAGAAGUUACGGAAGAUGCUCCAUUUGGAACGGUGAGAACCAUUUGCUUAUAAUAAUUAGACUGAUCUGUCUGUGCACCACGCACGCUCAAUAGCGUUUAUGGGCCCGCUAGACUUGCUCGGUUUCUAGUUACUUGACCCACAAAAAAAACUGAACGAUCCGCUUUCUGACCACGGCCCGGCUUUUCAUACAUGCGACUAACGGUUUUUUCAAUUUAUCUCGAGAAAUCAAAGAUAGAGACUUCUGCUUUUUUGAGAAAAGUUCAAUUGUAUUUUGUUCUUCAAAAUGAGCCAGGAUAGAGGUUAAUGUAAGAUUUAUAUGGGAAGUUAGAGCUUCACAAUUUUCUGUCCCCUGUAGAUUUUGCCGGCCCGUGCUGACGUGCGGUUUGAGUAAAACUUUAAAAUUUACAUUUUUAGCUGGUCGUAAAAUUGCAAGCAGACGAUGAAGAUGCUGGAUACAAUGGGCUUGUCCGUUACAUUAUCUUCGAGUUAACAAACUGUUCGCAUGAAGUUCUAAUGGCGAACGAGCUUACUGGAGAAGUAACGGUUGCAUCUGACUUGUCCUUAUUGAUGAAAGAAAAACAAGAAAUCGCUGAGUUUCAGGUUAGUAAAAAAAAUUCAACAAAUCUCAACUUAUCAUUGAGGUAGCAUUCAUAAAGUCACUAAAAAUUGCGAGAAUUCCGGUAGCCUGUCUCCAACUCACUUCUGAGAUCACACUCAUUUUCUCAAUGACAAAUGAUAAUCAUUUCAGCUGCAAAUAGGUGCAACAGACAGCGGAACCCCUCCGAAAAUGGUUCAUAAAACCAUAAAAUUGCGAAUCAAAGACGUCAACAAUCAUCCGCCGCAGUUUGACGAGGUAGGAAACUAUAGAGAAUAUAUUCUGACCUUCAUUCUUUCAGCAAUCUUAUCACGUGACAGUUAGCGAAAACGAGUCUGUUGGAAAGGAGAUCUUCAAAAUAACGGCAACGGACUUCGAUGGAGGAUCGAAUGGAAGAGUGUUCCUUAGCUUGGCCAACGACUAUGACGAAUCUGUAAUAAGCAUCGACUCGAGGAGUGGAAUUAUUAAACUCAGAAAGACAUUGGAUAGAGAAUCACAAGAUUUUCAUCAAUUCACAGUAGUAGCUACUGAUGAGGGAACCCCGCCUACAGUCUCAUUUGCCAAUUUCACACUAUACGUGGAGGACAUCAAUGACAAUGCUCCGAAAUGCGUUGAUACUGUGUUGAGAACAAAAAUUCAUAGCGAUUUACCACAUAAUGCAUUUGUCGCAUGUGUGACAGCAUCCGAUGCGGACAUUGGGCAGAACUCGAAGCUGAAAUACUCGCUUAACUCAAGUUCCAACAAGUAUCCUUUUCGAAUUGAUCAUCAUUCCGGAUGCAUUUUUGUUCAUGUACCGGAAACACCGCUAGACUUCCGCAAGACACCCCAUUUCAACAUUUCAAUUGACAUUACGGAUCACGGCGAGCCAGUUCUAUCAACAACCUGCAAUAUGAACGUGGAACUUGUCGAAUUUUCUCCUAAUCACUUGGCUAUUGAGUUCGACGACAUUGCCAAAGAAGCCAGUGUCUAUGAAAACUCUGAUGUCGGAACUGAAGUCAUAAUGGUUGAAGCGAAAGAGAUGUCGGAUGAUAAGAACAAGUUGGGAAGCGUCGAAUACAAAAUAAUUGGAGGUGACGGAUGGCCGUACUUCUCGAUAGAUCAGAAAGGUAAGAGCUACUGACGAAAACUAUGGUAUCGGUUGAUUAAAUUUCUCAGGAACUGUGCGGACAUCAUACAUGUUGGAUCGAGAAACGAAAUCGUAUUAUUGGCUCACAGUCGCAGCACGAGACAUUAAACAGUAUUACCGAAAUGAUCCUAGAGAUUCAUUUCGCAGAAAAGCAGUACUUCACAUCUUUAUUCGAGUUUUGGAUAGAAACGAUCAUCGGCCACAAGCAAGAAAACCUAUGUACAUAGCAAGUGUUCUUGAAAAUUCGCCAGCGGUAAGGCACUGAUUCCGAACUCGAACCUGAAAGUUGAAAUGAUCAUUUUCAGAACGUGGUAAUUGUGAAAGUGGAAGCUACGGAUGCUGAUGACAUAGGAAACGAUGCAGCUGCUCCAUUGACAUUCAAGAUUGAGCGCGGAGAUCCACAAUCUUUCUUCCGUGUCGAUCUAACCUCGGGGUAUAUCACAACAUCUGGUUUGAGGCGUCUUGACCGUGAAAAGCAAUCAGAGCACGAGCUAUGGGUAGCCAUUUGCGAUGGCGGUGAACCCCAGCUUUGCUCGCAUGUUGUUGUCAUCGUAAACAUCUUAGACGAGAACGAUAAUGCACCAGCAUUUACCCAGUCUAUUCAUCACUACAAUGUUCGAUCCAAGUUUGUUGGAAUCCUUUGCCGGUAACCAAUUUCAUGCCACUUUUCUCAAUUAACAUUAUAACUUCAGAAUAUUUGCUGUUGAUCCUGAUACUGAAAAAAAUGCUCUCUUAUCCUACAACAUCACCGAAGGAGACCCUCGUUUUUCAAUUGAUGAUCACGGAAACAUAUUAACCUCGGAAGCUAUUCACGACGAUGAAAGCUACGCGCUGACCGUGCAGGCAACGGACCAUGGAAUCAUUCCUCAGUUUGCGGCCACGCGUGUUGUUCUCACUGCAGCUAUCGGGAAAGAAAAAAACCGAACUUCUACUAACAUGGCUCCAGUGAUCUCUGGUAAAAAAUUGGACUACGUAAUACCCAUAUCAGACGCUGAUCAAGUGGGAUUGACAGUAGGAAAGCUAGAAGCCACGGACAUUGACGGCGAUGAGUUGUGGUGGAGUAUAACUUCUGGGAACGAGAACUUCGUUUUUGACAUCAGAAAAGAUAACGGCCAAUUGAUGCUAGCCAAGAAAGUAAAACUUUUGAAUCGAGGAGAAAUGAGACUGAAUGUCAGUGUUACUGAUGGACAGUACUGGGAUCAUACUACUGUCAUUAUUCAAGUAUCUCGUCAGGUGUCACAGCGACCAAAGUUUUCUGCAUCUCAUUAUCAAACGGAUGUCUCGGAACGAGUUGCAAUUGGAACGCAGAUCUAUACUUUGAAAGCCACUGGAGAAACCUCUGGAUACGGAACGAAACCUCUCGUGUACAGUCUGUUCAAUGCGAAUGAUAUUGCGAUGGCAGACAAAAUUCGUGUCGAACCUAGCAGCGGAAACGUUAUCAUUAUGGAAUCACUGGAUUUCGAAGCCGCGAAGCAAAUCCAGGCUGUUGUUCAAGUCCAGCAAGCUUCUAUGAAGAGCUUUGCCACUUUUAUUUUAAGAAUCAAUGACGAGAACGACAACCCGCCUCUAUUCGUUGAUAAAGUCGCCUACGCAUUAGUAGAUGAAAAGUAAACUUCAUGUAUAUGACAAAUUACUGAUGUAUUGAUUGCAGGAUUCCGGUCGGGGAUGAUAUUGCUACAGUAGUUGCGUUCGACAAGGAUAGCGGAGAAAAUGGCGUUGUUUCGUAUUCUAUUGUCAGUGGAAACGAGGAAAAACAAUUCGAAAUCGAUUCAAAGGAAGGAACUGUUCGAUUGGCUCGCCCCAUCAAUCCAGAUGAACAUGUUGAAUCCAUACUCCGAAUUCGAGCUAGCGAUAUGGCCUUAAGUUCAUUGAAGGAUGAGAUGACUCUUCACAUACGUAGUGAAAUCGGUGCACCAGAACUUGCCAAAUUUGAUAGGUAGACACGAUAUCCAUGUAGUUAUAAUACUGUGAUUUUGUCAGGGCUGUGUAUCAAAUACCGAUUCAUGACUCAACACCUCCAGGCAAACCUGUUCUGGUUCUCAAUUCUUUGCACCAUGGAACUGUCAGAUAUUAUGUGCUCGGAAACUGCACAUAUUUCGAGAUCAAUGUUCUGUCUGGAGCUGUUACACUUGCGAAAUGGUUAACCAAAGACAGAUCGAAAACAGUUGAGUGCGAAGUUGAAGUGCAAGGCAGAGAUGAAUCGAAAGACAAAGCAAAGAUUGUAGCAAAAAUCAUUCGGACCAAUCAGCAUUCGCCUGUUUUCCGCGAACAAGUUUAUUCCGCCACCAUAAGAGAGAACAGUCUUUCUGGCACACCAAUUCUGUCCGAGAAUCAGCUUCCACUUGUAGUCACUGCCAUUGAUGAAGAUACCGGUCCAAGUGGUUUGGUUGGCUAUACAAUGCUUUCUCCAGAAGAUAAUUUUGAAAUUGAUAAGUAUUCGGGAAUCAUUCGAUCGUUGAAAACAUUGGAUUACGAACAAUUCAAGGAGUAUAAAUUCUAUGUUCAAGCUUUGUGAGUCGUUCAAUAACCGUUAUCACUGUUUUAAAAACUUAUUUCAGCGACAUGGGACAGCCAACAAGACGAUCUCUGAUGCCAUCGCUGGUCACUGUGAAUGUGGUUGAUGAGAACGACAACGAACCGCGUUUCCCUAUGAAAUCUGUAGAUGCGACAAUUCUGUUACCUACGGCUAAUGGAGUUUUCGUUGGCGGACAAGCUGCUGAAGACGUGGAUACUGUAGGAUCACUUCGAUAUUUUAUCAAGGAUUCUACAGUCAACCAAUUAUUCACGAUAGACACAAAAACUGGCGACGUUCGUGUGAAAGACGCAGAUUCAAUUCAAGCCAAAGUCUAUCAAUUGGAAAUUUUCGUUUCCGAUGGAUUGCGCUCAGGCUCGUACACACUCGAUGUCAAUGUUUCUUCAACGCCCUCGAACAAAGAAUUCCGGUUCAUCGAAACUGAGUAUCACGCAUCAAUGUUGGAAAACACGACUGCUUCACCUGGAUACUAUAUAAUCGCAGUGAACACUAUCGGAGAACGUUUUGAUGUGCCGGUGACAUACUCAAUAAUCAAUCCACGCGAAGAGUUUCUGAUCCACCCUGCAUCAGGAGUUAUCUCGUCUACUGGAUUACCACUUGAUCGUGAGACACUCCCUGUCGUCCGCCUAGUCGUGCAAGCCCAAGCUGCCGGAAAGAAGCUAACAAUUGCUCAAACUGUUGUGAACAUCAAAGUGGAAGAUAUCAACGAUGAGGAUCCUAUGUUCUUGAAAACUCCGUAUGAUGUCACCAUCAAUUCGAACUUUGAAGUUGGCUCAACCAUUCUUACGAUCCUAGCAGUUGACAAAGAUGAAGGCGAUAAUGGAAAAGUGAUAUACUCCUCUCUAGACCUGCCGGAUCGGUUUUUGCUGAAGAAUGGAAGGAUUUCUCUUUUGAAGGAAUUUUCUGUUACUGAAGAGUUUGAAUUCACCGUUAUCGCCCGAGAUUGUGGUAAACCACCUCGGAAAGCUGAAGCGGUUGUCCGGAUUCGCGUCGUGGAAAAAUUACGCCCGAUUUUCGAACAAAUCUCUUACUUGUCAGUCAUAUCCAAGGAGACAGGCACAGGCACUACAUUGGCCAAAGUGUUCGCAAGAAGCAAUCUGAAUCCGGAAGACAGAGGAAUGAUCGGCUACCGCAUCGUCGGUAGCAGCAAAAUUGCUUCUGUCGACUUCACUAGUGGCGAAGUAAAACUUUCUACUAACGCGAAAUCGCUAACGGACGCGGAAUAUGUGUUUGAUGUGGAAGCUGUUGAAGUAACGAGACCGAAGAUGACGUCAAAGACUACUGUUAAAAUCUCAGUAGCUCCCAGUCAAGGAGAACUGCCAGUUUUUAGUCAAAAACAGUAUUCUGCGCGCGUCCCCGAAUCGACUUCUGUUGGACGGUCACUUCUCACAGUUCACACUGCUCAUAAGAAAGAAAACGUACUCUACUCGAUUGUGAACGAUGAAUUGGGAUACUUUGAAGUUAAUAAAGAAACUGGAGAAAUUACUCUGCGCAAAUCGUUAGAUUACGAAACGACGCAACAGUAUAAAUUCAACGUACUCGCAACCACUAACACGCAGUUACCGUCGGAAACCCAGAUUACUGUAAUAAUCGAUGAUGUCAACGAUGAAGCGCCAGUUUUCAUUAGAUCAAGUAGUGUUGCUUCAAUCGCUGAUUCUGCUGUCCCUGGACAGUUCAUCACGAUUCUGUCGGCAACUGACCGUGACACAGUCUCCUCGCUCCCAGGCAGUCAGAAGUUGUCAUACAAAAUUGUCGACGGCGAUGAAACUCUAUUCAACAUUGCCUCGGCCACUGGAGAAGUAACUUUAGCAAGGAUGAUAGAGGCAGACGAUCUUACUGAAGACAAAACAGUCAAGCUGCUCAACGUUUCGGUCUCUGACGGAUUAUUCGCUACCUUCGCUCGUUUAUCUGUCGAAAUUGCUAGAAGUGGAGCUAUGCAACCGCCGCCUCGAUUUGAGCAGAGCCACUAUGUUGCCAGCGUACUGGAAAAUACGUGAGUUAAAUAGAUAAAGGUCGGAUUUCGAAUAACUUGAAUUGAUUACAGAGUCGUAAACAAGUCUGCUUUACUAACCGUUUCUGUGAAAGGCGGAAUUCCACCGUUCCAGUACUCCCUCGGUUCUCUUUCGAACUCUCCAGCACGAAAAGAAUCCUGGCCUGUUGCGAUUGACAGAAAAACGGGUAGAAUUCAUGUGGCUAGAGUUCUUAACUACCACGACGAUAAACUUUACCAGUAAGUCCAACACCUAGAAAUGUCACUCUCAAUACAUGUUUUGCAGCGUCCCACUAGUAAUGGAAGAUUCUGUUCGGAGACGUGCUUUCUCUACUUUAACUUUAUCCGUGAUCGAUGUCAAUGACAAGCCACCUUUAUUCGUUCUACCUUUCUACAGCACAUCAAUUUCCGAGCUAGCAAAAGAAGGAGAUACCGUAUUGAUGGUCUCUGCAACAGACGAGGAUGCAAGUGAAACGGUACUGAAGCACAUAUAACUUUUUAUUGAACUUUUUUUUCCAGAUUGAGUAUUCCUUGCUCGAAAGCAGUGAAGCUGUUUAUUUCAACAUUCAUCAACGGCAAGGAACUCUUACAGUUGCGAAGAAGUUGGAGCAUAAAGCUGGUGUCAUACUGUCACUCACUAUCAAAGCCACGGAUUCUGCCAACCCGCCUCAUCACGCAACAACCACUGUGGAAAUCAAUGUGGCCAGCGAGAAUGUGAAAGUACCACGAUUUUCCAAUAGUCAUUACUUGUUUGCUGUAAUGGAAGAUGCUGACGUCGGGAACGUGAUCGGAAGAGUGCAACAAAUGGAAACUGAUAUCGACGAAGUCAGAUUCACGCUAUCUGAAGCUUCACCUGACCUACCUUUCUCAGUCGAAAGGUCUACAGGCAAGAUUGUUGUCAAAAGUGGCUUGGAUCGAGAACGUAGAAAACAAUGGAAGAUGUCUAUUCGCGCUGAUGCGGCUGGUGGAGUGCAUGCAAUCACAACAGUUACUAUCGACGUCAUAGAUGUUAAUGAUAACGCUCCGAUGUUUCAUGGUGAUUAUGAGAAGCUUACAAUUUCUGAAAAUGCUGUCAUCGGAACAAGUGUGACUAUUUUCUCGGCAACUGACAAAGAUGAAUCGCCAAGUGGGAAGAUCAGUUUCUCUCUUGUGAAGGUAGUUUGAGAGAAGGUAUGAUAAUGGGUAAUUUUUUCUUUCAGAACGAUCCUCACUUCCUCAUGGACGAGAACAGCGGAUGGCUUACUGUAGCUUCUCAGUUGGAUCGCGAGACAGAAUCCCAAUUUGAACUUGUUGCAAGAGCAACUGAUGAAGGAGGGUUCAAUACUGAUCUUCCUUUCAAAGUUCUUGUAACCGACGUGAACGAUUCACCUCCGAAGUUUGAGAAGGACGAAUACGUGAUAGAGUUAGACGCGUCAAGGAAGGAUCUUCUAACGGAGACGAUUCUACAAUUUCUUAUCACGGACGCCGACCUCUCUCCUAACAAUCAGUCACAAUUGUUUAUUGCAUCUGGAAACGAAGAAGGCAUUUUCGCAAUCGAUCCUCCAUCCUCUUUGAGAGUUCUACGACCGGAAAUAAUCGAGACCAGGAACGUUCACAGACUGACUGUGAUUGCAUUUGAUGGUGUAUUCCAAGCGACAUCUGAAGUGUUCAUCAACGUCAACAAGCGUUCUUCUGAAAUGACAUGUUCGGAUUCGAAAAUCACAGUUUCACUUCCGGAGAACUCCAAGAAAGGAACAGUUGUGUUAGGAGAAACGACAUCUGCAAUGACUCGUGUCACCUUCGAAUUGAAGGACGACAUUCCUGGUCCAUUUGUUAUGAACUUCCGGAACGGAAUCGUUAAAGUGAAAGAACUCAUCGAUUUUGAAAAAACUCGGCGAAUCGAGUUUGUCCGCGCUACAGUAACUAAGAACAAAGAAACUGUUUGCAAAGAGUUCGUCACUGUCCUAAUCGUGAACGAAAACGAUAACACCCCUGUAAUUGAAGAGAAGGAGCAAGCUGUGGCAAUCAAAGAAAACCUACCUGCAAAUGAGAACGAAAGGCAGUUUUUGACACGGAUCGUGGCUCACGAUGCAGACGACGACGAAGUUACGUUCUCAUUGAAUAACGACUACAAUCACACGUUCCUAAUCGACGAGACAAGUGGAGUGAUUACAGUAGUGAAACCUCUCGAUUCGGAAGACACUGGGCACUUUUUGCUGAUCGUCACGGCCACUGAUGGGAAAUUUUCGGAGAACGGUAAUUUUAAGAAAAAUUUAAUCCUCUUUAUAUUCUUCUUACAGCUUCCGUACUCGUCUCAGUGAUCGAUCAGAAUGACAAUCCUCCAAUUUUCGAAAAAUCGAUGUACUCGAUGAAAGUGAUGGAAUCAGAAGCAGUUGGGUAUUCCUUGGUUCAUUUCCGUGCCAGCGGAGGAGAUACAAAUGAAACUAUCAAGUAUUCUCUAAAGCCUUCGCCGCUCAACAAGUUUGUCAAAUUGAAUGAAGUUACUGGAGUUCUAUCACUGGCCGAACCUCUGGAUUACGAAAAUGUUGGUCGAAUUGAUCUAACAGUUAUCGCGAUCGAUUCUGGAAGUCCGCCUCUUGAGAGUGAAGCAAAGAUCGAGAUAUCAGUGAUGGAUGAGAAUGAUAAUGCCCCGAUGUUUGACAAACCGAAGUACACUGGAAAAGUGAAGGAGAACACGAAAAUCGGUACAAAAGUUUUGACUGUAAAAGCCACCGACGCCGACAGUGAACACUUUGGAAGCGUCUCUUAUUUCAUAGAGACAGUGAGGAAAGAAGACCAAACUCCAAUUCCAUUCACGAUCGAUUCGAAAGGCGAAAUAAGAACAAGCUUAGAAGUGGACUUCGAAACUAUUCAAAAGUACACGUUCCGAAUUGUGGCGAAGGAUGGUGGACUGCCACCUCUGUUUGCGGAUGCGUUGGUCGAGAUUCUUGUGGACGACGAGAACGACCAUUCACCAAUUUUCGAGGACUGUAACAUGACAGCGGUUGUACGAGAAAGUGAUCCGAUCGGCCAGACUGUUUUCCGUUUUGUGAUUACUGAUGAAGAUGGUCCGACGAACGGUGCUCCGUUCCAAAUUACUGUCAAUGGCGACGGGUCAAAAACUUUUGAUGUCACCAAAGAUUUCCGGCUGGUUACGACGAAAAAGCUGCAACACUCGAAGAAGGACAAGUUCCUACUGACAAUCAUGGCCAAAGACGUGAAAGGACGGUCUACGGAUUGUCCUUUAACAGUCUUCAUUCGUCAAGAAAGUCGUCAUCCGCCCACUAUGAAGCCGAUUGUGAUACGAGUGAACACGAUUAAAAAUGAAAUGCAGUCGGGAGUUAUAGGACGUCUGAGAGCUGUAGAUGAGGAUGCUGAAGAUCUGUUGCGGUUUGCGAUCAUUGAAGGGAGCACAAUUGGACCGUUACCCACGCUUGAAUCCCCGAAACCACAGUCAUCGUUAGAGAGGCCACACCAUUUCCGCGUUGAUGCCAUAUCUGGUGAAAUCUGGACAGACCAUUCCAUUCAACCUGGACUGCAUACCUUCAAUGUGACCGUAUCUGAUGGAAAGUUUAAUGCCGUCAGCUAUGUAGAGGUGUACGUCUCAUCUAUUGAUAGCGAUGUUGUUGAUCAUGCUGUUUCAAUACGAAUACGUUCGAUGACUGUUGAUGAGUUCAUGCGCAACCACGUCACCAAAUUCCGAAGUGCUAUCGCACAUCAUUUAAACCUUAACGAAGAUAGUAUUCAAUUGAUCAGUGUGCAGAAUGCUAGUGAGGACAGCGAAGGUGAAAGAGUGAAAAGAAGUUCUCAAGUUGGCGAUGUGGAAGUUUUGAUGACUGCUCAACGAGGUCAUGGUAGAGGAUAUCUGAAACCAGACCACAUUUACUCGCGUCUAAAGGUUGACUUCCAAAAUAUCAACGAGCAGAGCGAACAAAUGGUACUUUUAAGGAAGCGCUUUGGAUAUCUAAAUGAUCGGUUUUUUCAGAGAUAUCAGCUCAUUACGGAAAUGUGCACUACUGGUGUUUGUCUGCGUGGAGAAUGCCGAGAAAUGAUUGAGCUUAUCGAAGACAAUUGGAUAAAAGUGUUCACAAACGACUUCUCAUUCGUUUCCCCGUCACAUAGCCGUAGUGCCAAAUGUCUUUGUCCGGAUGGUUUUGGAGGAAAACGAUGUGAAAGAGAGAUUAAUCAAUGCUCAAAGUCACCGUGCGAGCCAUGGCAAAUCUGCAUUCCUUCUCUUCUCAACAAUACGUUUGAAUGUGCUUGUCCAUUGGGAACAGAAGGCGAGAAAUGCGGUCAGCCAUCUUGUAAGAACGGUGGAAAAUGCUUAGAAGGUCAGUUUUGACGUGCAUAAAUGUCUCUAAAAUUUACACUUUUGCAGAAGCGGAACUUUCUGUCGGCGGUGAUGGAUUCUUUGAAAUUUCUCUUUCAAACGAAAUCGAAACAAGAAUGGAAUUAGAAAUCGAGCUGAAAACAACCACAACCAAUGGUGCCAUCAUGUGGAGUGCUGGGCAUCGCGACUAUCACAUGCUCGUAAUUGCGAAUGGAUCGGUCGAGUACCACUGGGAUGCUGGAUCUGGCCCUGGAGUUGUCCGGUCGAAAUCAACGAUUGUUGACGGCCAAUGGCAUCGUAUUGCUGUCUCCAGAAGACAACGACGCUCUCGCAUCACAAUCGAUGAUAGCGAUUUACAAGAAGCAUUCAGUCCCGCUGGAUCUACAGUCCUCAAUCUGCAUGGUUUCUCACAGAAGCUUGUGUUAGGUGCAAAAAUUAUCCGAUCUGACAACAAGGGCUCAGUGGCAGUCAAGGAUGGCAUAUCAGCUUGUUUCAAAACGAUUUCAAUUGACGGAAUAAAAGUUCCAAAGACAAGACAAGGAAUGAAGUUGUAUGGUGCUCAACCAGGAUGCUCAGCUCUCACUUCUUCUCCAUGCAACGAUCUUCCGUGUCAGCACGGCGGCUCAUGUACUGCUUCAGGUCGAUCUUUUACGUAAGUUUGCCGUUCUUCCUCUCUAUUCAAGUAUCAUACGGAAUACUUUCAGGUGUGAAUGUUCAACUCGUUACUCUGGUGAUCUCUGUGAAGUUGAUCUCGAACCAUGUGCUUCAAAUCCUUGUCCGAACUCCAUUCAAUGUAUCCCGUUCUACAAUGACUACCUUUGCAAGUGUCCCAAUGGCUUUACCGGAAAACAUUGCGAGGCACGCGGAUUUGAAGAAGUCCAAACUUCCACAUGCUCCAAUAAGAAUGUUUGCGGUAACGGACAGUGCAUUUCGAUACCCCGUCAAAAUCCAGACAGCUCCGACUUUAUAUGCAAUUGUACUGGAGGAAUUCUGCAAACUUCUCCUUGCACCGAUCGGUCAAUCGUCGGAGGCAUACUGGAUCUUCUUCUCAAGGCUGAAAUCAUCUUCGUUCUUCUUGGAGCAAUCAUUUUCCUGCUUGUCACUUGCAUCGCCUUCGUUGCCUGGAAAUGUUGUACGAAGAAGCGUGACCCGAAGUACGGAGCCCACUGUGAUGUUCCGCAUAUGCGAAACACCCGAGUUCAAGUUCCGGUCGCUCCUCCACCUCUACCACCACGUGGAUUCCGGAACGAUUCAAACUUCAUUGGAUCUUCGACAAAUACAAACCGGCCAAUGGUUCAAGUCAGACCAUUCACAAACGUGCAGGAAGUACGAGAAUCACGAUCUCCAUCUGCAAGUGGAAGCACGAAAGGAGGGCGACGUGAGCUUCCGUCAGACAAAUUCAGAAGACCGGAUGAGUUGAACACCUCUAAUCGACUGCGGCAAUCGGAUAGAAGAGUUUUUUCAAAGGAUGAUACUUCAACGCCUCUCAGAAGUGGUAGUUUCAACUCUUCCGACGAUUGGAUGGCUCCUUCAAUAGAUGAUAGACUCGAAUCUGCCUUGCGUUAUUCAAGAGCAGCAGCAGGCGCAUUAGUAGUUGGAGACACCGAACUAAUGCCGGUGAUCAACGAUGACGACUACAUGACCAUGAAGCCUCGUAGAGAUGUAAAUUUCGAACGUGACGACGAUGAGAAGCCGAAGAUUCCUGCUCACGCCACACCGACAUCACCUUCGUUCCAAAACUCGGUUACUGAAAGAUCAGCGCUUUAUGAUGAUCCGAUCUCUCUGAACUCUCAAUCUCUAGACGACAUUGACGAAGAAGUCAACAUACACAUCUCAUAA
Caenorhabditis sp. 36 PRJEB53466 is the source of this 20408-nucleotide messenger RNA. The record is from the annotation of a GenBank genome assembly. NCBI's taxonomy places the organism in Eukaryota, Metazoa, Nematoda, Chromadorea, Rhabditida, Rhabditidae.